This is a messenger RNA of Prorocentrum cordatum, 1038 nucleotides long. The record is from the annotation of a GenBank genome assembly. Lineage: Eukaryota; Dinophyceae; Prorocentrales; Prorocentraceae.
AUGACGCCCUGCAGCCUCGACGAGGACGACGACCUCCUGGACGCCCUGGAGGCGUCCCUGGGCACGAGCGGCGCCCGCCAGGUGCCCGAGGCGCCUCCGCGGGACCGCGGCGACGGCGGGGCCGGGGCCGCGGGAGCGGCCGUGCUGGGCCGCGGCCUGGUGCUGUGGCCAGUCGAGGUGAGGCUGUGCGUGGCGUCUUUCCUGCCCUGGCGGGAGUUCGUGGCGGACACUUUGAUCUGCCGCUCCUGGCGGGACCUGGGCAGAGACGACGUGGUCUGGCAGGCCCACUUCCGCGCCACCUGGCCGCGGCUGGCGCGCCGCUGGGCCGCAGGCCCGGGCGACCGUGCCCCGCGGUGGCGCAGCCUCUUCCGCGAGCGCUGGGCGGCCGGCCACAGGGGCGAGGACGCGCUCGAGGAGGACUGGCUGGACUUCAGCGUGGCGGAGGCCUCGGGCGCGGAGGGGUGCAGCAGGACCGCGGCGGAGGCCGCCGCCGCCCUGGACCGCGAGCUCGGCCUGCAGCAGGCCGUGCGGCGGUGCCGCGAGGAGCUGCUGCGGAGCCGCGGCGUGCGCGUGCCCGCCGAGGCCGUGCUCGACCACUGCUGCACGAAGCUGUGCGUCUUCCACCGCGUCGGGGUCGAGGGGGACGCCUUCCUGUGCCAGGGCAGCGGCCGGCUCCACGUGUGCUGCGAGGGCGAGCCCUGCGACGCGUGCAUGGGCUCCAACGAGGAGUUCUUCCUCGUCUGCCCCGCCAGCGGGCGCUGCUGGCCCCGCCCCCUGCAGCCCGCGGACGGCAAGGAGGAGGGCCCGGAGCAGCAGGACUGGGACCCGGAGCUCAGCGCGGCGCAGCAGCACGGCCUGUGGUUCGAGCUCGGCUACGGCAUGAGCGAUGCGCAGGCCGACGACUUCUUCGGCCCGUCUGGCUCGCGGCGCGCUCCGGCGCGGGUCGGCGCGGCCCCUCGCCCCUCCGGCGGGGGUGGUGCGGCGUCGCAGCGGGCCCGCCAGUGCUCCGCUGUGGGGUGCGCCGCGUGUCAGAAGUGA